Cuscuta epithymum is the source of this 1434-nucleotide messenger RNA. NCBI's taxonomy places the organism in Eukaryota, Viridiplantae, Streptophyta, Magnoliopsida, Solanales, Convolvulaceae. The record is from the annotation of a GenBank genome assembly.
UAAAAUAAGAAUAAAUAAAAGAGAAGAAAGAGAAGGCAAGGAGCAUACCUGUCUAUGCCUACCCUGGCAAGCGGUGGCUGCGGCGGAAUCGGAACGGACACCCAAAGCAGGACAGCGACGGCGCAAGCGGAGGACGGCGAAGACAAACAGUCCCUGAGGUCACCGAGGUGCGCGGGUGCCCGGCGGGAGGACCGAUGGCAGUAAUGACUGAGCAACGGGAGACGGUGCUGAUUCGGCCGUAGAGGUUCGAUUGCCGGCUUCACGUUGGGUCUCAGCUGGUGGUUGAGUUAUUUCUCUGGUUCACUGCGGCCGGUAGAAGCUGGUGAAGGGCGACGGCAGAUGGGAACUCCAAGGGAACUGGAGGGUGACGUGAAGGAACGCCGGCGGGCGGCGGGCGACUCUGGCCUGGUUGCCGACAAGCUACGGCCUGGACAGUGAAGUUCAGAUGGUGACUGGUCCUCACUACCCACCUACGAAGCUAACAGGACGUAAGUAAAUUUGGAGUCAUGAGCUGCACACUUCAGUAAAGGGAAAGGAAAAUUGAAUUAGUUAAAAUAAUUGAGUAGGUAAAAAACAAAAACAUUGACAUGGUGACCAUGUACAUUCAAUAUUGACACAGCAACCAUGUCUCUGUACUCCCUAUAGCCGAUAUACUAUUCGGCUUAGGAAGUGGGGGGCUUGUGAUGGUAUAAUUAUCCCAACCAUGAAUAAAUAUUGAUCGGAUUAACAUGGAUGAAAGUGAGUUAGAGGUUGAUGUGCACGGUAACUAUGUACGGGUGAUGAUAAGGUAUAAGAAGAGCUCGUACGUGAUGACCAUGGGCGGGUUAGGAGAUAAAAGACUGUACAUGGCGGCUGUGGACAGGAGUUAGUAGAAGAAUAGGGAGUACGGAGUAACCAUGGAUGUCAUGGUAAGCUUAUCCAAAGAGCACGUCCAUAGCAACCAUGGACGCAAGUAGAAGACCAGAGUGCACUAUAGCCUUGGAUGCCAUGGCGAGCUUAUAUAAAGAAAUGUCCACAGUGACCCUGGACAUAGUAGUAGAAGCUUAUCUAAACAAUCUAUACAUGGUGUCUCUGGACAUCAUGGCAAAAGCUACAUGGCGACUCCGUACGACAAACUACAUCAACGACGUCUUUUCAAGAUAUUCACACAAUCAACAAAGGAUUCCACAGAUCCGGAUUAUUGAUCUGCAUAUCAAUUCGAACAUGGCGACCAUGUCGCCCGAAUCUUUUAUGUCUUAUUUUCUACUAUAAAAUCAUGUAAUCUUUGUAAAGUUAAUCAAGCUCAAUACACUGAAUAUACUACAUACAUUUAUCUCUCUAAAGAUUAUCCUGAGCACCUUAAUUAUUUUCGGCUAUCUCUUAUUAAUUAUUUUCCGGUGGAUUUACUUCCAUCACCGAUAGUUGGGAUUAUUAUGAGUGGAUUCAAUAGUUGAG